Messenger RNA from Necator americanus (New World hookworm), 1158 nucleotides. RefSeq lists its product as uncharacterized. The coding region runs from base 1 to 1158 and encodes 385 amino acids. NCBI's taxonomy places the organism in Eukaryota, Metazoa, Nematoda, Chromadorea, Rhabditida, Ancylostomatidae. The record is from RefSeq and is a predicted model, not a curated record. Gene Ontology annotation, molecular function: protein serine/threonine kinase activity. Gene Ontology annotation, biological process: peptidyl-serine phosphorylation; signal transduction. The transcript is spliced from 9 exons. Gene Ontology annotation, cellular component: nucleus; cytoplasm.
AUGGCGGACGUUGAUGUUGAAGAAAAGGAGCCGUUUGAGAUGACUCAAGACCAAGAUGCAAUAUCAAUCUCGUCAGUUUCUUCAUCGGAAGAGGACAAUCAAGAACUUGAGGAAAAAGAACUUCCUUUCGAAAUUAUCAACGGAAUACCGAUGUAUCAGAAGAACCAUGUUUUAGAUAGACGUUGCCAGAUUUAUGAACGUAUAGGCUGGGACGAUCGAGUUGGUGCUACUUAUUUAGCUACAGCACCUGAUGGAAAGGAGUUGGUGCUACGGGUUGGAAACGAGCAUAUACUUAUCCCUCAGCUAGAAGCAUCGUUUCUCUGCAAGGUUGAACAACAAAACUUGUGGCGCAUGUUCUCGCAGGUUCACUCUAUUUGGAAAGAAGAAAACUUCUACUUCCUUGCUUUGUAUUUUCGCACCGGACCAUUGCUUAGCCAAUGUUUCGCACAUUGCGGAAGUAAGUUUAGCCACGGGACUGCUGGACGACUGGCUCUUGAUAUUUUGAAGAUUAUACGUGCAGUACAUAACCUUGGUUAUUUGAUUCGAGCAAUUAAUCCAGAGAUGUUUCACUUUGAUGCUUGCUCACGUCAUCUAUUUUUGGCCGAUCUGUCAACAAUUCGAAAGGAUACUUCCAAAGGAGGAACACAAAAGCACGAGUUAAUCAUGCCUCACUGGUGUGGCGGUUUACUAUUUGCUCCAAUGACGUACCAUGACGAAGACCCAAUUUCAUGUCGAGAUGAGCUCGAAGCGUGGUUUUAUCUAUUCUUGUAUCUUACCAAAGGCUCCCUACCUUGGGAAAAAGAUCGCUAUGACGACGUGAAAUGGACUAAGAUCCAAACGAUCAACAAUGGAGAACUUUUUCAAGGACUUCCAUCACAAUACCACGAACUUCUUGAUGUUAUCACUCAUAAGUCAUCAGCAGACCCUGUGUCGGACUACGAAUACAAAAAACUCGAACUGAUCACAACCGAAAUCUACCGCGACAUUGGUGGAGUCCAAAGCGAUGACGACAAUAUGGACUUUGAACGUGAUCCGACCGAGGACGAAAUACCGAGAUUUAUCGUCGAAAAAAAACCUGUCAAUGCCGAAAAUUAUGAAGAUGCGACACAGUCUAGUUGCUCCGAAGAAGAGAAUACAGCAGGCGAAUGCGAAAACUAG